AUGUCUCUUGUAAACUCGACUUUUGCCCCAAACUGCACGGCUCUCCUGGACUCUACGCCAACUUUCAUCCCUGGGCUUCGGCCAUAUGUUGCUCAGACGUAUUCUGCUGGAUCUAACGUCUCUAUAAGCAAUACCACCGCGUUUUCAGAUCUCUCAGAGUUUUGCCGUUUUGGUGCACAAUAUAAUACUUCCGCCAAUUCUCAAAUCCAGUUCGAGGUUUGGCUACCUGUAGCAGAAAACUGGAAUGGCCGGUUCGCACACGCUGGGAAUGGAGGGGAUCUUGGCUCUAUCUCAUACCAGGAAAUGGCCAUCCCGAUGACUAAAUAUGGCUUUGCGAUGGCAAGCACCAAUACAGGUCACAACGGGUCUGUUUCUGAUGGGUCAUUUGCCAUGAAUAAUUUGGAGUCUCAGAUUGACUUUGGGUGGCGUGCGGUUCAUCUCAGCACUAUUUUCUCAAAAGUCAUUGUCAAUGCCUACUACGGCCAGAACUCAAGCUACAAUUAUUGGUUCGGUUGCUCCAGUGGAGGCAAGCAGGGAAUGAGAGAAGUUCAAGGGUUCCCCGAAGAUUUCGAUGGUGCACUAACUGGAGCCCCGGCACAAUGGCUUUCUAGGCAGAACGGAUUUAAUAUUCACGUCGGGCAGUUAAAUAUGAAUGAGACCACUCCAGGCGAAGUGUGUGACGAGAUAGAUGACGUGAAAGAUAAUGUGAUCCUCAACCCUCGCCUAUGUACUCCAGACACAUCGACUGUCGUUUGUGGUGCAUCCAACCUAUCCGCCUACGUUAAUUCCUCUACAUGUAUUACCGAGGGACAGGCGACCACUCUGGCAGCUGUCUACAAGAACUGGACAUCAUCGGCUACGGGGGAAUUGUUGUUUCCUUCCUAUGAUCCAGGUAGCGAGAGUGGCUGGACUGCGCUAUUGAGCGGGACACCGUUUGGGCUUUCUUCCGACUUUUUCUUGUAUCAGGUUUAUAAUUAUACUUCUCUCCAACCUGCGCUAGUCGUGAAGAAUGAAACCGAGCUCGAGCGGAUUACGGCAAUUGGAGACGAAACCGAUCCUGGACAAGGCAAUGCUGUGAACCCGAAUUUGACACCCUUCUUCCAAAGAGGAGGGAAGCUAAUAGCGUACCAUGGGUCAGCGGAUAUGAACAUCCCGUCGGGAAGUUCAACUCAUUAUUAUGAACGACUGCAGACGUACUACAAUAGAUCGACCGACUUGAGAAACUAUUACCGUCUUUUCUUGGUUCCCGGCAUGGGCCAUUGUGAAGGUGGAAAUGGCGCGGAUGGUUUCGGCCGGCCCCAACAGCAAAGUAAUGGCCAAGGCCAAUCUCUUGUUUUCGAUGCCGAACAUGACGCAAUCCUCGCCCUUAUGCGCUGGGUCGAGAACGGUACCGCCCCGAACCAAAUCAUUAGUGCGAAAUACGUGGAUAAUGACAAGAGUCAAGGCGUCGAAUUCACAAGGCUCUUGUGCCCUUACCCACAAGAGGGCAAGUAUGUCAGUGGGGAUGUGAAUAAUUCGACCAGCUACGUUUGCGAGUAG
Rhizoctonia solani is the source of this 1539-nucleotide messenger RNA. Its product is annotated as carbohydrate esterase family 1 protein. The transcript is spliced from 14 exons. The record is from RefSeq and is a predicted model, not a curated record. NCBI's taxonomy places the organism in Eukaryota, Fungi, Basidiomycota, Agaricomycetes, Cantharellales, Ceratobasidiaceae. Bases 1 to 1539 code for a protein of 512 amino acids.